Messenger RNA from Gallus gallus (chicken), 1694 nucleotides. It is a transcript of the gene CENPP, whose product is annotated as centromere protein P. The coding region runs from base 191 to 1015 and encodes 274 amino acids. Gene Ontology annotation, biological process: CENP-A containing chromatin assembly. Gene Ontology annotation, cellular component: chromosome, centromeric region; nucleus. Lineage: Eukaryota; Metazoa; Chordata; Aves; Galliformes; Phasianidae. The transcript is spliced from 7 exons. The record is from RefSeq and is a predicted model, not a curated record.
AGGCUGGGCGCGCACUUCGAAGGCGCGGACCGCCGAUCGCUGUGAGGGGCAGCUGAGCCCCGGGCGGUAACGCCUGCAGCGCUUACGGCUGCCGUCCCCCGCCGCCCGCUACAUGAGCUGAUGGUGCCGCUGAUAUAAGCAGCUCUUUGCUGGAAGCCGCUGACGAUUUCAGUACCUUGGAGUGUGAGAAAUGGACAACAGCGUUUAUCAAGUUUAUGAAGAUGAAAUUCAGUUGCUGGAAGAAGAAAUUAAGCUGUUGUCUGACAAAUAUGAAGAUAUCCAACAGGAAUCCACCUUUUUUUCUGAUGAAGAAGUACUGAUGUCAGUAAAAUUAUUCCAAAGAGAAUUUCUGGCAGAACAUAAGGGGCACGGACCUCCACUGGACCUGAAAGCUGAACUUGAAAGUCUACAGAGAGAUCUCUCCUUUUUGGUGAAGUUUACUGGCAUUCAGAUCACCAGUCAUUCUAAGAAAACUUUAGAAAAGACUGGAAAUAGAACAGUUCAGAAGCACAGAUUAUCAGGAAAUUGCCAGUCCUUGCCUUUUUCUUUGGAAUUCCAGCUUCUUGAAGUGCAGAACAAGGAGAAUGUGUCUGCUGCUAUCACUGAUCUCAGCAUCGCAAUAGAAUCUGGACAGCAUUCAGAAUUAAGCAAGUUUGUGUCCAGAGCUGAAGAAAAUGGAAAUCUCUUGAUGUUUUUCAGAAACCUUUCAUCUUAUGCUGAGUGGUGUGAACAUCGUAGAUGCACCUUCUUACAUUUCAAGAUGAACUGUAUGAGAGAGCGAGUGUACAAAGGGCUGGUAUUCCAGAGUGCCUUCACAACAAAACCUGAAACACUGCUGUUUCCACGUCUACUUCUUGGAUUGCAGAAAUACAGAACAAAUCAAUAUAUUGGACAUUAUGGUUACUCAUUUUAUUUACCUUGCUUGCCUAGAUUAUGCUCACUUACUUACCUUGAAAGCGUUGUUUUUGAUUCCUCUGCUCUUGAUUCUGUUCUGGUUCGCGUUAAAUGUUGUUAGUUUGGGAGGUAGAACUGGAAGUUUUACAAGCCGGUUUUCAGCAAGAGAAAGUUCUUCCAAUAACAAAAGCUUUGAAAAGGCUCCAUCUUCUAUUUCUUCUAUCAUAUUCCCACUAAAAUCAAUUCUUCUCAAAGUAGCUUAACACAAAAGGAGUGAAAAUUUAAAUAUUGAAUGUAGAAUUGCAUAACGUGAAAAAUACAUGGUUUUACGUUAGGAUGGUACAACCAUUGUCAUCGUAACAUCUGCUAGUACUUACAUUUGCAGAUCACAAACUAAGAAUUUUAUUUAUAUACAUAAAUUUCAUGAAAUCAAUUGUUUACAUGUAUGAGACUUCCUGUUUGCACAGAGGCAACAUGACUUUAUGUAUUGGUAGAAUUUCCCAUGUCAUAGAGUGAAGUGGGCGGGCAAGAUCUAGAGCAUUGGAAAGAAAUAUACAUGAUGGUUUAAGACUGGCUGGCAUACAAUUAAAUUUCUUUUUUAUCAAUCUGUUCCUUGAUGGUUUGGAAAUAUUAAGAUAGAUGUGUGGAUCAAAAUGGGUUUCCAUAUUGCCUUCAGAGUUCCAUCACUAAUACAAGCAUUGAAUUAAAUAAGUAAUGCACAUCAUGUAAACUAGCAAAAUAUAAAGUGUACAUUUAUAAUUAUUUUGGUAGCCUUGGUGUAGUGUAGGACACCAGCAAAU